AUGUUGAUUCGCUUCCAGGAGACGAGUGGAACCAAUUGUGUGAGGGUUACUAUCGGAGGUCAAACAGAUACUCUGUGUCCAAAAGGUUCCACGACUGCAUUCUCAUCCAUGUCAGCGAUUGAUGUGAGUGCGGACACCGUCACGACUACUACUACUGCUGCUCCAACCACAGUUACACCUACAAGUACAGAAGCUCCACCUCAAAUGCCAUCAGGGGAUGACGGGAAAAAGGGUAAAGGUACGGAAACCGACCAAGAAAAAUCGAAUGAAAUGAAAAAAGGAGAAAAAGAAAACUCAGAGACAGAAGGAGCGGCAUCCGUAGAAAAGUCACCGCGGGCAGCUGCUGUUGCUGGAGCUAGUCGCCUAAUGAGGCCAGCCAGAGAAGCACCAACCAGCGCUGGUUCUGACGACGUAAUUGUGUAUUACAUGUUGGAAAUAUGUGUGGACCUUGCGAAUCAGCUUAAGUCCGAGCGUAAGCAAGCUAAAAUACUUCACGAUUGGGGCUUUUCAAAAAUAGCGUUCGUUAUCCACGGAGUAUUUGGAAACACGCCAUUGGAUUCUGAAGAAGAGCACACCGGAUCAAAUCAUCCCGGGAUUGCCGCGAGCCAACUAAACCGUCAUGUUGAAUCUGAAUUAAAAGCCAUCGAUGAUACUGAUCAAAAUUAA
This is a messenger RNA of Echinostoma caproni, 666 nucleotides long. The record is from the annotation of a GenBank genome assembly. Lineage: Eukaryota; Metazoa; Platyhelminthes; Trematoda; Plagiorchiida; Echinostomatidae.